UGCAAAUCAAAACAUGGCGGUAAACCCAAAAAUGACACGGGAAGACGAAGCAGCAUGUGGAAUUUAGCAGCCUAACCAUCGAUUAAUCUGACUUACAUUGCCUUCAUCACUGGAACAUUAUACUCAGCAUUCCAGAUCAUUCAAAAUGUCACAGUUGUGGCAGCACCCAUAUGUGAAUGUUUUCAAGCACUUCAACCUUACGUCAUGGAAGAAGUCAACAAAGGAAGGAGAAGUGCUUGGAGUAAUGGACAAAGCAUUGAAAUGCACAGUCUACAAGGUGACGGGUUCAAUCCCUGCAGGGAAUUAUAUCCAGCUCCCAAAGGCCCAGACCCAAUCCCUGGGUUUAACAGGGCGAUACCUGUACCUCCUGUUCAAGCCAGUCCCCACCAAAUACUUUGUUGUGCACAUUGACCUUGCUACGCAGGAUAAUCUGAUUGUGAGGGUGUCAUUCUCUAACCUGUUUAAGGAGUUUAAGUCUACUUCCACAUGGCUACAGUUUCCAUUUCUUUGUAAUGCUUCCAAAGGAUCUGUUCAUGCAUUUGCUGCUGUAGGGGGAAAAGAUCAUAGCGGCCCUGCACCCCAUGCCACACGAUGGACAGUUUUGUGUUUAGACUUCAACUAUAUCCUGUCCAUGUACCUCAACAGAAAAUUCUCCUACAUGAAGACAAUAAGACUUUGUGCCAAUAUGGUGGUCAAGAAUAUAUUCACAAGUGACACCUUGUAUGAUCCAGGUGUAACCCUUGACCAAGCCAAGAAGGCAGGACUAAUAGACCAGGGAGUGUCACCAAUGCCUAGAGAGAUGGCCUUUCCAGUCCUAAAGGGAGAUCACUGGCAUGACCACUACGAUCUCAUCAGGUUUCCUUCUGAUGGUGGUAAGAAGCCAUUUGACUCCAUGCAGUAUAGCAGUCCUGGUAAAAAUACAAACAGUCAUCGUACAGGAAGUCCAAAAAGAGUUUCCACACGGUCAGUUGAUGUUAGUAAAUGUGUCUCUGACAGAGUCGCAAUGAUCCACAAACUCACAGAACCCAAACAGAAAGUGAAGCGCCGUCAGGUCACGUCACAGUUACCAACAGUAGGAGUGGACGAUAUGACAGUUACAACCGACACCCAAGGAGAGGUACACGUGUUUGCACACCCAGAGGAUGAAAUAUUGGUCCACCAGGAGGGUCAGUCAAAUGAACAGGUUUCAAAACUAUCUGUACCUGCAAGUCUGGGGCCAAGAAAGGUAGCGAGCAAGAGCCUGGAGCCAGAUCCCAUUAUGAAGCUGAAAAGGAUUGUAGGAUUUGGUGGAGCUUCUUUUAGAGAUGUACUGUGGUCAGUCGAUGCAGCUAAUGUAGUCUAUCCGUGUCAUGCUGUAGUCAUUGCUAUGAAGAUAAGUAACGGUCACCAACGUUUCUUCAUUGGCCACACUGAUAAGGUAUCGUGUAUCAGCUUGACGGGUAACUCCGCCUUGCUGGCCUCUGGACAGACAGGGCCUCUCAGUGCUGUCCGUAUCUGGAAGUUUCAGACAGGAGAAUGUCUUGCUAUGUGUAAAACACAUGUUCAUUCCCUCCAUUGCCUGAGCUUCUCUCACAAAGGGAAUGUGCUUUGUGGUGUAGGCAAAGAUGGACAUGGUAAAAAUAUGGUUGUUAUCUGGGACACAUCCAAAGUGACCAAGUCACGAGAAGUGUCGGUGAUGGCCAAGGCACACACAGAUGUGGAAAUAAUACGCAUGAAAGUGGCCGCCUUUGAUGAUACCAGGAUGGUAUCUUGUGGACGUGACAAUAUUCGGCUGUGGAGGGUCAAAGAUGGUCAUCUGAGGUCAGCUCCGGUCAAUCUGGGGGAACAUCACACAGUCGAGUUUACAGAUGUGUGCUUUGAAGCAGGAUACCAUGCUGACAAGGAUCCUACAGACAGACUAGUGUAUGCCUGCAGCAGAUCUGGUCACAUAUUUGAGAUAGAGCUUCAGAAAGUAUCGAUACAGAAUGUCCGUCGACUACUACCAACAGACACCAAGCCAGUGAAAGAGAAGCAGACUUUCAGAUCAAGUUCAGGUAUUGGGAUCAACUGUAUGACAGUGAAUGAGACAUUUUGUGUGACGGGAUCUGACGAUGGAUUCCUUCGUCUAUGGCCACUAGACUUUGCCCACGUUUACCUUGAAGCUGAACAUGAAGGACCAGUGACAGCUAUAGACCUCACAUCUGAUGGACUCAAGAUAUUGGCAGGAACCGCAAUGGGCACCCUGGGGACACUGGACAUCUCCACUCGGGCAUACACUACAGUGAUGAGGUCACACACAGCACGUAUUGCUGAUGUGGCAGUGGACCCAUACAGAAAACACAUGGCCACUGUGUCUGAGGAUCACUCCAUCCGUGUGUGGGACUCCGAGACUCUACAACAGCUGUUUGACUUCAGUGCUCCUGAGGAGUGUCCCUGUAUCAUCCACUACCACCCAUCACGACAGAUAUUUGCCUGUGGAUUUGAGAGUGGUGUAGUCCGUGUGUUUAAUGUACAGACCACCACUAUGAUGGCAGAACACAGACAACACAGAGGGAAGAUUACUGGUCUUGUUUUCUCCCCCACCGGAGACUAUUUAUACAGUGCCUGUUCCCUUGGCUCACUGGCUCACUAUGAUGCUAAUACAGAGAAGUAUGAGCUCCUCCGUCUCCUUGGUAACACAGUAGCUCGAGGUACCAGGCAUACUCCAGACAUUUUGUCAGUCAGUGCUGAUGGACGAAGAAUGGCAUUUAUUGGACCAUCAGAGUACACAGUCUGUGUGGUGGAUGCCAAGUCAUUAGAUGAGGUUGUUCGGAUAGAUGUGACAAGCCUAAACUCGUCCGAUGUUGGACGGUCAUCACUAGAUGCUGCUGUCAGGCUCCACUUCGCCCCACUUAAUCUAGGACAUCUUAUAGUCAUCACAUCUAGCCACAAACUGCUCAAGUUUGAUGCCAGGAAUGGACGUCUGGUCUCUGAGGUGCCCAACAUCCACAGGACUGGCUGUUCUACGCUGGCGGUCACAAGUAAUGGCCGUCACCUAGCAACAGGAGGGGACAAAGUCAUCAAGAUCUGGGACUACAACAUGAAGCUGGACAUCAACUUUCAGGUCUUCAUAGGACAUUCAGAGAAUGUGAGUAAGAUCCUCUUCACUCCUGAUGGUCAGGGUUUGCUGAGUGUUGGAGAAGCGAUUUAUGUGUGGGAUUUCCUAGCAACCAAGCCCCCAUCUCCAGUCGAGGGUCGGGAGUACAGAGAGAAAGACUACAUGCAACUACAACGGGACAGGACAAACAAUAGCAUUGAUGAACUUCUUGAACGAAGUGUUGAAGACACCUCAUAUCUUGAGCUACCAAGGAGAACCCCACCUCGACCAAUUAGUUUCAACUCUCAUAGUCGCAUAGAGGACCUCAGCUCCAUACAGAAAGUUUCUAAUGAAGAUGAUGAUUUGGUGACUGGGAUGUCUGACAGGGAAGCUGUUUUAGUUGGUCCAGAACUAAAGACAAGAUUUACGCAGAAACACGAAGACAGUCAAGAUUCUGAUGAGGAUGUUGGAGUUGAACCCCUUGCACCAAGUCCCCAGCGGCAGAAACACAAACAGUUUAGUGUAGGAAAGCGGGGUCCAGGAAAGAAAGCUCCUGUAGUGAGUCCUGGAGAAAGGCGAGAGGGCGAGGCUGUGAAACCUUCCUCACAUAAACACUUCCAGCAGCGGGAGCAGACCUAUGGAAUGGCUCAGAGACGGUAUACUGCCCCUCCUAACCAGGCUGGCCUGAAACUUAAGUCUGUGAUUGGCUACAAUGGAAAUGGUAGAGGCAAUAUGGUGUGGCACCCUGACACAGGUCUGUUCGCCUACACUUGUGGCUGUUUGAUUGUGGUGGAGGACCUCAACACUGGAGAACAGAGACAUCUAACUGGACAUGUGGAAGAGAUUUCAACCAUGGCCUUACAGAAUGAUUGUCAGGUGUUAGCCUCUGCCAGUGGUUCCUUUGGUUUGUCUGCCAGUCAAAUAUAUCUGUGGAACCUACAGGAAAUGGUGUGUCACAAAGUCCUACAGCACCAUGAACACGAUAUUGUAUCUCUGGCCUUCUCCCGUGAUGAUCGCUUCCUCAUAUCUGUCGGUGACUAUAGAGACUGCUGUGUGGUUGUAUGGAGUACAUAUGACUAUGAGAUACUGACAAGUUCCCGAGUGACCAGCCCUAUCCACGAGCUGAAGUGGGACCCCUACACUGUCAAUGAGUUUGCCUCUGUCGGAGAGAAUGGCACAGUGUUGUUUUGGCUGUUGGAUGAAACCUCAAGUGAAGUGUGUCUAAAUGUCCAUGAGGCUGAAGUUCCAGAGGAACUCUUACAGACUCACCACAUGGGGAGCGGAGCAAUAGACUUCACAUCGAUGGUGUAUGCUGGAGACAGCACUCUUUAUGCAUCAACUAACAAUGGCAAGGUGUCUGCCUGGGAUACCCGUCAUAACACAUGCUUCAUGCACUGGGAGGCAGAUAACUGUGAGAUAGGUGCCUUAGUGUGUCGAGGCGGCCGUCUCCUGACAGGAAGCACUGGGCGCAAUCUACGAAUGUGGUCCAUCGUAGGUGUAGGAGAGAUGCGACUACCAGGAGAGCACAAUAACAUGCGAGGCGGUGGCCUCACUAUGGAAGAUGAAAUGAACGUGGAUGGAGAGGUUGUGUCUCUGGCAUUUGAUGAGGCAUUAGAUAUGGGAAUCGUGGGUACAAGUUCAGGCACACUGUGGUACAUCAACUGGCCUGAAAGAACAAGUAUCCGCCUUGUGUCAAGUCACAUGUCCAGGGUGAACGGUCUGUCUUCCUGCAAUAGCUCCCACGUGGCAUCAUGUGCAAAUGAUGGAAGUUUGCGUGUCUGGUCUGUUGAAGACCGGGAACAGUUGCUACAGUUCCAAGUCAGAGAUCAGUCCUGUACCUGUGUUGCUUUUGCCCCCUCGGGUCCAGACACUGUCACCAUGACAACCGUGAGCAACCUGGAGGAGGCUCCGGUGGUGGCCCAUCAACACCUGGAGAACAACCAGCUUCCUCAGAUUGUGUCUGGGUACAGUGACGGCACUGUACGUCUGUUUGACCCCAACAAGGUGGAAAUGAUCCUGAAGAUGCACCCUCAUGCUGUUGCUGUUACUGCCAUAAGUUUCUCCUCUGAUGGGCGUAUGAUAAUAUCGGGAGGAAGUGAUGGCCUGAUCGCGGUCAGCAGUCCCACCACUGGAAUGACUGUCCGAGUUAUCAAUGACCAUAAAGGUGCCCCCAUCACCAAUAUUGAUGUCACAGACAAACAGGACCAAGAUGUAGGUAUCACUGCCCCGCUACUGUGGCUGGCAACGAGUGCUGACCGCCGUGUCAGUGUUUGGUCAGCUGACUGGUCAAAGGAUUUCUGUGAACUUGUCGAUUGGCUGACUUUCCCAGCCCCAGCCUUCACACCAGAUGGUGCUGUCAUCUCCAAACAAGAUCAGGGUUUAUAUGGUGACCUACCCCCAAGUCUUGCGAAAUUUUCUCCAGAAGAGCAAGAUAUCAUAGUCUACACAGGCUAUGGUAGUCAGAAGCAUGUGCAGUUUUACAGUCUGUCACAGCGCAAGGUGGUGCGAACAUCAGCACUGACACAUUGGUCAACAUGUAUGGAUAUGAGCCCCAACUCCUCCUUGAUUGCUUUGGGUGCCAAUGAACGUCUGAUGAAGUUAAUGGAUUAUUAUGAAGGAAGUUUCCAGGAUUUCACUGGCCACAAUGACUCUGUGACUGUUGUUAAGUUCUCACCUGACAGUAAAUACCUAUUCUCAGUGGCCCACGCAGAAAUACUCAUAUGGGAAGUGAAUGUAUAACCAUGGCCUGCAGUUUCUGUCCUAUUUAAUACCAGGAUUUAAAACUUUUAUUUUACAGAAUACUUGGUCUGACAUUUGAUCACAUUAAAAAAAAAGAUUUUCCUGUUUCAUGAAAGCAGCUUGUUUGAAUAUUGCUUUCUUUAUAUAAAUUUAGUGUAGGUGGCAGAUGAUACCUUAAUUGGAAUCUUUAACCCCUACUUGAGACAACUGAAUUAUCCCGGACAAGGGGUGAAUUAUGAUAGUCAUUCUAUAUAUAUAUAUAUAUCACAUGAUACUUACGCUAAAUAUGAGAUUUGUAUUAUGGAAGAUCUGAUAAGGAACUAUAUGCAUAUUAAAUUAUUUACGUACCUUUAUUUUAUUUAUACAAACAUUAUUAUACAAACAGCAAGUCUUGUGUUGUCAAUAUUCCUUCUAUGUAUAUUAGUGCUGUAUAAAGCUUUGAUAAUUUAAUUCUUUAUAUUUGUUGCUGAAUAUCAAUCAUGGUUUUGUGUCAUAUGUAAAAUUAAAGUAUUAGCUAUGUGUGAUAGAAACAGAAAAUUUACAGUGUAUUUUUAAAAUCAUUACAUGAGUGUAUGGAUGAGUGUAUGGAUUACAAUGUAUUUAAUCAUUGCAUGAGUGUAUGGGUGAGUGUAUGGAUGACAAUGUAUUUACUCAUUACUUGAGUGUAUGGGUAAGUGUAUGGAUUACAAUGUAUUUACUCAUUAGUUGAGUGUAUGGAUGAGUGUAUGAGGAGAUUAUAACCGAGUUGAUGAAUGAAGAUGUAGAAGAGUGAAUCCAUGGAUGGGUGUGUCUUAGAUUUUGCAGAUCUUAAGACCUUGAUCGUGUCUAGAAACCAAAGUUCUCAAACCUGUUAAAACAUUAAUCUAGCUAGAAAGGUGUAAAUAAUUUCUCUUUCAAACAAUGAUUAACAAAGAGAAGUGUUAUUUGCCAGCUGUGCAAUGCAGCAUAUUGUGACCCAUUCCAUGAUGUGAAAGUUCACCAUGAAAUACAUUUGUUUAAAUAAGUAACCUGCAUGAAACUGUAUACCAUAAACAAAUGGGCUGUUUAACUGUGAUAUGUUUGUGCUGCAGAAAUGGAUGUGAGUGAAAAUUAGGUACUGUCUGUCUCUAGAAAGUUCUAUAGUGUUAGGUUCAAAAAGACCUGUCACCUUGACCUUUGUGUGAUAUAGUGAACAAAAUGAUGGUGUUGCCUGAGCAUUCAUGUACUAUAGGACUCGGUAAGGCAAUGUAUAUCAUAUGUAUCGGUGAACACAAGCAUAGGUAUGUGAUAAUCAAGGCUUAUUUUGAAUGUCCCAACUUGAUUGUAAACAUGGGCUCGUUGUAGUGUUAUUAGAAAAUAUAUAUCUAUGACUGUAGCUUUGUGGUAAAUAAAUUCUUAUUUAGACCAGGAUCUGC
Molecule: messenger RNA, 7188 nt
Organism: Pecten maximus
Lineage: Eukaryota; Metazoa; Mollusca; Bivalvia; Pectinida; Pectinidae
Product: WD repeat-containing protein 90-like
Exons: 42
Coding region: 146-5794 (1882 amino acids)
Cellular component (GO): centriole
Molecular function (GO): protein binding
Source: RefSeq, a predicted model, not a curated record